This is a messenger RNA of Anopheles bellator, 3987 nucleotides long. RefSeq names its product transmembrane channel-like protein. Gene Ontology annotation, molecular function: mechanosensitive monoatomic ion channel activity. The transcript has 8 exons. The coding region runs from base 1 to 3987 and encodes 1328 amino acids. The record is from RefSeq and is a predicted model, not a curated record. Gene Ontology annotation, cellular component: plasma membrane. Lineage: Eukaryota; Metazoa; Arthropoda; Insecta; Diptera; Culicidae.
AUGAAAGCGCCGGAUACGCCUCUCUACACUGGUGCCGAAAUCUUCCCCGGCGGGCACGAGGGUCCUGCCGACAACACCGACUUCAACGACGACGAUGAGGACUACUCGGCCAGUAUUAAUGCAAUCAUCCAGCGGAAAGCAAGUGUUAAGAAACGGCGCGGCUACAAGGGUCACCGGCGUGCAUCGAGUCCGCUCAGCCAGAUGAUGGGACUGCCGGGUGGAGCCGAAUCGGCGGCCGGUGGGGACCGUCGGUCCGGCGGUGAUAGGCGUCGCUCGAGUAUCUACACGACGAGUUCGGGCGAAACGGGCAUCACGCUGCCGGAGGACUCGAUGCGGGGCGAAGAGUCGGCCGGCGGCCGGCAGGACAAACUGUUCGACACGAUCCGGCUCCACAAGGAGGUGCUGCAGACGGUGAAACUGCAGCCGAUCAGCAUGAAGCGCAAACUGAGGUUGGUCCAGCAGGCGAAGAGUUACAUCACCCGGCACGAGGGUGCCCUGCAGGAGCACUUCACCUCCCGGACGGCGCGCAGUCUGUUGGCACAGUUCAGCAUCUUCCUCACGACGAAAUGGCAACAGCUACUGCGUGAGUUGGCCAACCUGGCCACGUACCUUAUACCCUGGGAGUCGCGCAUCAAAGAGAUCGAGUCCCACUUCGGUUCGGUCGUCGCGUCGUACUUCACCUUCCUUCGGUGGCUCUUUUCGGUCAACAUCGUCAUCUCGGUGCUGCUCGUGGUGUUCAUUAUGGUACCGGAGGAGAUCUACGUCGACGCGGACAAGGCCAAGUGCGACAUCCGGAAGACGAUGUCGCGCCAGGAGCGGGCCCUGACGCGCAACUUCAGCACAAUCUGGGAGUUCGAGGGACCGCUCAAGUACUCGAUCCUUUUCUACGGCUACUACUCCACGUUCUCCGGUGCCAUCGCCUGGGGUUACAAUCUGCCGUUGGCUUACUUUUUCACCGGCCUGGUCGUGUACAUCUACAGCUUUGUCGCCACGCUGAAGAAAAUGGCGGAGAACUCGCGAAUGUCGAAGCUGUCGUCGAAAGACGAUGAGUACGUGUUCUCCUGGAAGCUGUUCACCGGGUGGGACUACAUGAUCGGCCACAUGGAGACGUCCCAGAACCGGAUGGCGUCCAUCAUUCUGGGCUUCAAGGAGGCCCUACUGGAAGAGGCGGAAAAGAAGAAGGACACCCAAAGCUGGAAGAUCAUUCUGCUGCGGAUUCUAGUCAACUUUCUCAUCCUGGGACUGCUGGUGAUCUCGGCGUACGAGGUCAUUCUGGUGGUGAAGCGCUCGAUGGACAUCACGGACACGGACUCGUGGUGGCGGCGCAACGAGAUCACCGUCGUGAUGUCACUGAUCUCAUUCUUCUUCCCGAUGAUCUUCGAGGCACUGGGCAUAAUGGAGUACUACCACCCGCGGAAGCAACUACGUAUCCAGCUGGCCCGCAUCAUGGUGCUGAAUAUGCUGAACCUCUACUCGCUGAUCUUCGCCCUGUUCGACAAGAUCGCUCACAUGACGGGCGAGCUGCGGCGGAUCAAACCGACCAACUUCACCACGUCCGCCGAGCUGUGCUUCGUGCCGGACACUAGCGAACGCUGGGGUGGGAUGAUGCUGCCCCCGGACGUUGGUGUUACCGGGGCCCCAGGGCACGACUCCGCCUCCCUCGCGAUGCUAGGUGCGUUGGGGGACGUGAAUCGUUCCGUGGCGGCCGGUUGCUACAAGGUGAUCGCCAACUGUACCAACACACUGCUGACGACCCUGCUGCUGACGAACCUGUCCACCGUCGCCAAUCCGGAGCUACCGGGAAGUACCGCGGCCACGUUUCCACCGACGACCAACCUACCAGCCACGACCGUGAGAAGUUACUACUACUCGUCGUUCGACGGGCGGUACGACUACGACGACGAGGGCAUGGCGGACUACCUGGAGCACCGGGCCCGGUUACUGCCGAACGAUAAACUGGACGGAGUGCCGAUCAACAAGCGUGAAGCGCCCCCGCCGAACGAUACGGAUCCGGUGUUUAGCCCAGACGCUUUCAGCGAUGACGUCAGCUCAACAACGAUCGACAGUUCUCUGGCGACGGCCACAGCUAGUGUGCCGGUGACGGACGGAAGCACUGAGGCGUUUCAAACGAUGACCUACACCGAGCUGUACAAGUAUGUGACCGACGGGAGGUACGACGAGUUCCUGGCGGCGUACUACUACUCCGAAGAGGACGACGAUGACGACGAUGCGGAGUAUGAAGCGAAUCAGUUUCUCACCUCGAAGGAACUACAGGACACCUUGUCCACGUCCACCGAGCGAUCGGUUUCUGUGCCGCCAACAACGGGAACCGUGACAACCGAGACAGACUACGAUGCUCAACCGUUGCCGGCGCUUACGACGGAUGCGAGCACCGCUUCCGUGGCUCCACCAAGCACAACGGUGUACGGCGAAGAUAGUGUGUCUACGGGUUCGGAUGAGCUCGGGACGACCACAGCAACGACCAGUUCCACCUCGGAGGAUGCACCUCCGAUCGUGACCACCGAAAGCGCUAGUCUCUGCUAUCGUUGGGUGUGCCCAGUGGCCGAUACCAUGGACGAGAAGGACAGCAAGUACCGGGACGCGGACAUACGGUCGCUCUGCUGGGAAACCAUGUUCGGGCAGGAGUUGGCCAAGCUAACCGUCAUGGAUUUGCUCGUCACCAUCGUGUCCACACUGAUCAUGGACGUUAUCCGGGCGCUCUUCGUGCGGUACAUGAACAACUGCUGGUGCUGGGAUCUGGAGAAGAAGUUUCCAAUGUACGGUGACUUCAAGAUCGCGGAAAACAUCCUGCAUUUGGUCAACAACCAGGGCAUGGUGUGGAUGGGUAUGUUCUUCUCCCCGGGGCUGGCCGUGCUCAACAUCGCCAAGCUGGUCGUCAUCCUUUACCUACGCUCCUGGACCGUGCUAACGUGCAACGUCCCGCACGAAGUCGUAUUCCGGGCGUCCCGUUCGAACAACUUCUACUUUGCGCUACUCCUGACGAUGCUCUUCCUGUGCGUUCUACCCGUGAGCUACGCGAUCGUGUUCCUCGAACCCUCCUGGCACUGUGGUCCGUUCUCGAACUCCAACCGGAUCUACCACCUGCUCACGAACGCCACCGAGCGAAUCGUGCCGGAAAUGAUCACCAAGUACAUCGUGUCACCGGCCGCCAUCAUCCCACUGCUCGUGCUCCUCAUUCUGAUCAUUUACUACCUCAUCUCGCUGACCGGAUCGCUGCGCGAAGCCAACCAAGAUCUGAAGCUGCAGCUGCGUAAGGAACGCACCGAAGAGCGGCGCAAAAUGUUCAAGAUCGCUUCCAGCACCCAGCAGCAGCAACAGCAACCCGGGAGCGGCGCGAACGGGCCCGGGAUCAACGGAUUGUCGAGUUCCUGGCACAAGGUGCUGGACUCUACGCAGCUGCGGCUCCAAUCGACCACCGACAAUGCAACCACCGACUCGGAGAACUCGGCCACCAAACAUAAGGAGCUGCUACAGCGCAUGAUGAAGCGGGCGCUUCAGAAGGAACAGUCCGUCGACGGGGUGGCCGAUCCCCCCGGAGGACCGCUCCUGCCGGUGGUCGGGACGGAGAACGAAAAACAACAGCGCACCCACAGGAAGCCCGAACCGGAAGCGGAAGUGUUCCGUUUCGAUGCGCGUACCGUCGAGCAGAUCCACCGGGCCGACCGACGAGUGGCGGUCGAGAAGGAUGAAGAUCGCACGGUGGAACAGGGGGUUGCGGGAGCAGGGAGCAAGAGCAAGUUCGAUAGGACGCGCCCCUCAACGGCGGAACGCUUCCGGAUGGCGGCCCGGGCGGAACGGCAGCGGAUGCAGAACCAAACGGCCGACUGGAUCGAACAGAUACCGGUCAUUACGAUUAGCAAAACUUCGAGCGACGAGUGCAUCAUCGACUCCGAUCCGGACCGGGGUGACGAGCGGGUCGAGCCGCCUCCGCCACCGCCAGCCCCUCCGAAGAAGGGCGCAAAGUGA